AAGUAUUCACCAAUCCAUACCCAUUCUCACCUUCCAUAUCUCCCACCUCUCUCUCUCUCUCUCUCUCUCUCCUCUCUUCUUGUCUGAUGGGGGCUCAGGAGAAGCGGCGUCGUUUUGAGCCAAUAACAAACUAUGAGAUUAAGGACCGGUCGAAUCAAACCGUGGCUGCUGAUCUCGAUGGGACGUUACUAAUCUCUCGUAGCGCAUUUCCUUACUAUUUCCUCGUGGCACUCGAAGCAGGGAGCUUGCUCCGCGCUUUGAUCCUACUUGUGUCUGUACCAUUCGUUUACCUCACGUACCUCACAGUCUCCGAGACACUAGCCAUCAACGUUUUCAUCUUUAUCACCUUCGCUGGUCUCAAGAUCCGAGAGGUUGAGCUCGUGGUCCGUUCCGUCCUCCCGAGGUUUUACGCGGAGGACGUGAGACCUGACGCAUGGAGUAUCUUCAACACGUUUGGGAAACGGUACAUAGUAACAGCGAGUCCGCGGAUCAUGGUCGAACCGUUCGUGAAGACAUACCUAGGAGUCGAUAAAGUUCUUGGAACAGAACUCGAAGUCUCCAAAUCGGGUCGUGCAACCGGUUUUGUAAGAAGACCAGGUGUUCUCGUUGGUCAACACAAACGCGACGGUAUUUUGAGAGAGUUCGGUGGCGUUGCGUCUGGUUUACCUGAUUUGGGGCUUGGCGAUAGUAAGACAGAUCACGAUUUCAUGUCAAUUUGCAAGGAGGGUUACAUGGUGCCAUGUACAAAGUGCGAACCAUUACCAAGAAAUAAACUCUUAAACCCUAUAAUAUUCCACGAAGGCAGAUUAGUCCAGCGUCCAACGCCGUUAGUUUCUCUGUUAACUCUCCUCUGGCUUCCCGUCGGUUUCCUAGUCUCUAUCAUCCGCGUCUACACCAAUAUUCCGUUACCCGAACGCAUCGCCCGUUACAACUACAAGCUCACAGGGAUUAAACUAGUCGUCAACGGCCAGCCUCCUCCGCCACCUAAACCCGGCCAACCAGGCCACCUCUUGGUGUGCAACCAUCGGACUGUCCUCGACCCCGUGGUGACAGCUGUUGCGCUCGGUCGGAAAAUUAGCUGCGUCACUUACAGUAUCAGCAAAUUCUCUGAGCUAAUCUCUCCAAUAAAAGCCGUUGCGUUGACUCGUCAGCGCGAGAAAGACGCAGCGAACAUCAAGCGUCUCUUGGAGGAAGGUGACCUCGUGAUAUGUCCCGAGGGAACCACGUGCCGUGAGCCUUUCCUUCUCCGGUUUAGUGCACUCUUUGCCGAGCUUACGGACAGGAUCGUUCCCGUGGCGAUCAACACGAAACAAAGCGUGUUUAAUGGUACAACCACACGUGGCUACAAGUUUCUUGAUCCUUACUUCGCGUUCAUGAACCCUGUUCCAACGUUCGAGAUCACGUUCCUUAAACAGCUCCCGGCUGAGCUGACGUGUAAAGGAGGCAAGUCCCCAAUAGAGGUGGCGAAUUACAUACAGAGGGUUUUGGCAGGAACCUUAGGGUUUGAGUGCACCAACUUCACAAGAAAGGAUAAGUACGCAAUGCUAGCUGGUACCGACGGUAGGGUUCCGGUGAAGAGGGAGAAGAUGUGAUUAUUGAUUUGAGAAAAGAGAAGAUGAAGAUAUAAUACAAAUAUUUGAAUCUUUUUUCAUUUAGCAAUUAUUAUUCAAAGGGGAAAAGAAUUGGUGAGUUUGCUAAUUUCUUUGCCUUCUAUGCUUAAAUAAUUGUUUAUUUGCAAGUUUUUUUUCGUGAUAUUUUCAAGUUUACUUUUAGUAUAAUAACGAUUUAAGAAAGAAAAACUUGGUAUGAUCA
This is a messenger RNA of Raphanus sativus (radish), 1812 nucleotides long. RefSeq names its product glycerol-3-phosphate 2-O-acyltransferase 6. Gene Ontology annotation, cellular component: membrane. The record is from RefSeq and is a predicted model, not a curated record. The coding region runs from base 87 to 1592 and encodes 501 amino acids. Gene Ontology annotation, biological process: cutin biosynthetic process. Gene Ontology annotation, molecular function: phosphatase activity; glycerol-3-phosphate 2-O-acyltransferase activity. Lineage: Eukaryota; Viridiplantae; Streptophyta; Magnoliopsida; Brassicales; Brassicaceae. The transcript is spliced from 2 exons.